GUGAGGACGGCGGGGCUGCCGCGGACAGCGGGGUUCCAGCAGCGCGGGGCGACGCGGGGCGGCGGGGCAGGCUAGCGGGACGCGCCCGCGGGCGGCGUCACGAGGGGCGGGGCGCGCCGGGGGCGCGCCGGGAAGUUGCGCCUGGAGAAGUUGCCGGCAGCUGAGUCUCGGAGCGGUGGGGCUCCUCGGCCUUUCCGUAAGCGCUAGGAAGAGCAAGGAGAAGCAGACGCCGCCUCGCGGGACUCAACACCCCGGGAAGCCGUCCUGGAGAGUGCGGUCGGCCCUGCAAGAUCUCCAGCCGCAGAGACCCGAGCGAGCCAGGCCGUGAGCACGCAGCCUCUCCGCAGGGUGCGGCGCCUGGGGGCUCCGGAAGGUUGUGCAGCCCUGACGCCCAAGGACUAGGUUGUGACGCCGGCUCUGCCCCCCGGCUGGGCCAUGUCUAGAGGCCCUGGCUCUGCCCUGCCGCCCCCGACCCCGGGGUUACGGAAACCCGCGCCACAGAGCCUCAGCUGCCUCUCCGACCUGGAUCGGCGACCCUGCAGACCCCCGGGCUGCGACCCUCGGCUGCAGCCCAUCAUCCAGCGGCGCGCGCGCUCGCUGCCCAGCUCCCCGGAGCGCCGUGCCAAGGCUGCAGGAGCCCAGGGCACUGCGUGCCGAACCGGCUGCAACCGGCAGCACCGUGUGCGCUUCGCUGACGCUUUGGGCCUGGAGCUGACGCAGGUCAAGGUGUUCAACGCAGGGGACGACCCGUCUGUGCCGCUGCACGUGCUGUCUCGUCUGGCCAUCAACUCGGACCUGUGUUGCAGCAGCCAGGAGCUGGAGUUCACGUUGCAGUGCCUGGUUCCCGACUUCUCGCCGCCCAUCGAAGUCCCCGGCUUCGGAGAUCGCCUGGCACGGCAGCUCGUGUGCCUGGAACGUGUCACCUGCUCGGACCUGGGCAUCAGCGGCACAGUGCGCGUGCGCAACGUGGCCUUCGAGAAGCAGGUGGCGGUACGCUAUACCUUCUCUGGCUGGCGCAGUGCGCAUGAGGCAGUGGCUCGCUGGAGAGGGUCUGCGGGCACCGAGGGGGCCGAAGACAUCUUCGCCUUCGGCUUUCCAGUGCCCCCCUUCCUGCUGGAGCUCGGCUCCCAAGUACUCUUCGCACUGCGCUACCGUGUGGCCGGUGCUGAGUACUGGGACAACAACGAUGGCCGUGACUAUUGCCUCACUUGUCGCCGCCAUGCCCUGCACAUGCCACGCGGGGAGUGCGAAGAGAGCUGGAUCCACUUCAUCUGAGCGGCGCUGGCUGCGAACCUGGAGCUCCCAUCUCAGCAGAAGUACCGCCAGCCACUUCUCCACUCUUCCUCCCUGGUAGUCUGGCUGUGCAGCCCUGCAGCAGUGGCCUGGCCUGCCUUCUAGUGAAUUGUAGGGAGAGUUUGGUGGCCACAGGAUCUGGAGCCUGUGUGGUGCAUUUGGGGGUAGAGUGUGGGAGGGCAGCCGCAUGGGGUUGUGGUCCUUGAUUACAGGAGGACCCCGGUCGGUGUUUUGCAGGGAGGCCCUUUUGCAUGUCACUUCGGUGUGUCUAAACACAAGUAGCUGUUAUUUAUUAUUGUGAAGUUAGCCUUCCACCCAUCGUGGAUGCCUGCUCAGGGCUACUCUAGGUUCAGUAAGCUUACAGAAGGCCUGUUGUGUCUCUGCACCCACAGUGUGGCUUGCACUAGGUCCCUCGAGGCAUUUCUGCCCUCGGUCCGUAAAAAUGUGAGACCAUGUUUGCUUGCCAAUGUUUGGAGCCUUCCAACAGUGGAAACUAUUAAUAGUCAAGAAAUGUAACGCUCAUCUGUCAUCACACAACCCUUUCUGGGCUUCGAGGCUGCCCUGGUUAGGCUACGCCUCCACAUCAACAACCCUGAAAUUUAGCCCAAACAGUGCGUUCUUUGGGGGACUACCUGUCCGUGCGUUUGUCUUCCCCUGGUCUGGUACCGGGUCUGCGCAUUAACAGGCCAUAUUCUGUUUAGGUUUGGAACUACCCGAACCUUUGAAAAGAUCUUGCCUUAAGUUAUUUCCGUUUUCAAGUGGCCACAGGCAUCCAGGCAGUAGCGCCCUUCCCAGUGACCUUUUUCCACGAAAGAGAUGACUUUUAUUUAUUUUUUUUUUUUAUUUCCAAGUAUGGGAAGAUUCCAGCCUUCAUAUUUUGGAAGUCAGCUUUCCGGUGAACCUGGAUGGUGUUUUCAGAAACAGCCAGGGCACUGGAGGAAAAACAAUUCACAGAUUUUAUAUACCUAAUGGGUUUUAAAUUGUACUGUUAUGUCAGGCUUCACAACUAACUGCCACUAUAUUCUUUGUGCCUUUAGUUAGGAAAGUUGCUAACAUUUUUAUGCCUCCCCCCACUUUUAAAAUGUUAAAUGCUUUUUAAAACAAAACAACAAACAAAACCUCCCACUUAGUCCAGACCACUCACUGUCCCUUGCAGGGUGUCCCUGCUGUGUCAAUCCCUCAUGGAGGGGCUGGCAUCCCUUUGGUGCUGAGCUGUGGUCUCUCUGAUAGCAGGUGCUAGGACCGAGGCAAAGCAAAUUGAGACGGGCGAGACCUCCCAGGUGUGACUCUUGAGCCUGGGAAGUCCUGUGAUGGACUUGGUGACACCUGUCACGUUAGUUUUUGAGUGUUGAUGUUUGUUAAAUCUGCAUGGAAAAGACACAUCUUACCCAUUAACCUGCUUGGUCUUGAUACUUGAAACUUCUGCCUUUUAAAAUUCCAAGAACGGUGUUGGCUUUCUCUGGCACCUUCCGGACUAAGACAAGUUUUGAUGAUUUAAAGCAUCACGAUAAAACGACACAGCCUUUGGUCGCACUACAUUGACUCUCAAGAGUGAGAAGUCUCCAGAGGCGUUUCCUGCUGCUUAACGAACUGGACUGUCCCACGGGUCAGCAAACCCCAGGGGUCAUGGCAGCUCUAUCCCUGACCCCUGUCCAGAAUGUAAGAUAAUGGUCCAGACUCUUCAGGUAAAAGUUAGGUCUGCUUGGAGUACGGGUGCUUCAAAGCACGUAGAGAAUUUUUCAGUCUGUGGGGAAGCCAAUCCUUUGUCCAAGGGUCUAGUUUCAGAAAAGUUAAUGGUAUAUCAUCAAAAUUGAGAGAACCUUAAGGUGCCUUUUAUGACAUACCAACAAUUUGAAAUCUACAGCUUAAUGACAAUUUUGCCUGGUUGAAAAAUGAUAAUAAAAGCUGUAAGACAAUUCUGGGUGAACUUUCUGACCCUAAGACACACUUAGACUAUUGGGAUGUUAAAAUUGUGUGCACUGCACUUGUUGGGUUGUGUCCCCAAAUGUACUUAAUUGCCUGUCACUUAAAAUUAUUUUACUCAAGCCUAAAUAUUAAAGUACACGUGCAAAAACG
Phodopus roborovskii (desert hamster) is the source of this 3369-nucleotide messenger RNA. It is a transcript of the gene Ppp1r3d, whose product is annotated as protein phosphatase 1 regulatory subunit 3D. The transcript has a single exon. Lineage: Eukaryota; Metazoa; Chordata; Mammalia; Rodentia; Cricetidae. Gene Ontology annotation, cellular component: protein phosphatase type 1 complex. The record is from RefSeq and is a predicted model, not a curated record. Gene Ontology annotation, molecular function: glycogen binding; protein phosphatase 1 binding. Gene Ontology annotation, biological process: regulation of glycogen biosynthetic process. Bases 436 to 1275 code for a protein of 279 amino acids.